Chenopodium quinoa (quinoa) is the source of this 1893-nucleotide messenger RNA. RefSeq lists its product as uncharacterized. NCBI's taxonomy places the organism in Eukaryota, Viridiplantae, Streptophyta, Magnoliopsida, Caryophyllales, Amaranthaceae. The coding region runs from base 1 to 1893 and encodes 630 amino acids. The record is from RefSeq and is a predicted model, not a curated record. The transcript is spliced from 2 exons.
AUGACUACAGAUCUCCAAGCCGCGGGGAUGAGCAUAAGUUCGCUGCGGGAAGGGGAAAGCUACAUCCAGCGGAUAGUUCCUGAAAGCAAUGUGUACUUUAAUUUUUGGAGGCAAAGGAUGAAGGGAAACUGGGUUAGGUUUGGGGAUUUCCCGACGACAACAAUGUAUAGGAGGGCGAAGCAGAGACAAGCUAGAAAUGAAAUUUUGUCACUAAAAGAUGAUAAUGGGGAAUGGGUGGAAGGUAUGAAUGAGGUGGAAAAGUUGAUUUCAGAUUUUAUAAAAAGUACUUAUAACCCGGCUCACAUGGAUAAUAGAGGAGAGGUAAUUGAUCUGUUGCUGCGUCAGCUGGAUAUCCCUCUUCUCACGGACGACGACAGGAGGUGUCUUGGUAGGGAGUUCUCAGAUGGUGAGAUUAAAAAGGCCAUGUUUGAUUUACCUUUCUCCAAAUCUCCAGGUCCGGAUGGUUUUACGGUGGAUUUCUUUAAGACCUAUUGGCAGGAGGUUGGACAUCUAGUAGUAGAGAGCGCCAAGCAAUUUCUAAGAACAGUACACAUGCUCAAGAAAUGGAACCAGUCGCUCCUGGUGUUGAUCCCAAAGGUAAAGGCCCCAGAGCUUGCAACUUACUUUAGACCUAUAAGCCUAUUCAACACGGUCUAUAAGUGCGUUUCAAAGUGCCUGGUCAAUAGAUUAAAACCUAUUCUAUCUAGUCUAAUCUCUGAGAACCAGCAUGCAUUCAUUCUAGGGAGAUACAUGGAGGAUAACAUUAUCUUGAGCCAUGAACUCAUGCACUUGAUUAACUUGAGGAAGGGCUCGAAUUUUACGGCGGUUAAGAUUGAUAUGUCCAAAGCAUAUGAUAGAGUGGACUGGCUCUUUCUAAUGAAGGUUUUGCAGGCUUACGGUUUUUCUAGCCAUUGGAUUAGGAUGCUAUCACAGUGCUUCUCGAUGAUGAUGAUAUGCUUUUUCAAGGCGACAAAGGAGUCUUGCUUGUGCAUACCGGAUAUACUUCUUAGGUUUGGCAAAGCUUCUGGUCAACAUCUUAAUCUACAGAAGUCUGCGAUUAAAUUUUCUCCGGGUCUUGGCAAUGAAGAGAAAUUGGUUGUGCCCGAAACAGAUAACAUAGGGAUCCAUUUGGGAGCUCCUAUAGACAUUCAAGGGAAGAAAAGCCCUCAUUUCCAAUUCUUAGUGGACAGAGUGUCGGAAAAAAUCAUGUCAUGGGCAUCUCUUCAUCUUUCACAAUCAGCAAAGCUAAUCCUUAUCAACACAAUAUUGGUAAGCAUGUCUGCUCAUGUUAUGAAGUGCCUGAAAGUACCUCAAAGUAUUGCUAACAAUAUUGAUGCGCUGAUAACUCGGUUUUGGUGGGCAAAAAAUGGUAAUAAAAGCCUACAUUGGGUGAGUAGGGGUGUUACGCAGCUUCAAAAAGGCAUGGGAGGACUAGGGAUCAGAGGUUCUUCUAAUCUCAAUAAUGCCCUAAUUUUCAAACAGGCCACCAGGAUGCACCUUAACCCUCAACUUCUCCUCUCCAGAGUCUACCGAGGUCUGCAAGAGUGCGGUGUCUGCAACAUUACAAAGCCCUAUAUAAGGAAAGGAAAUCCAUCAAUGGGGAGGUCUAUCAUCCAAAAAGCUGCCCGUGUUUUCAAGGACGGUUAUGCUUGGAAGGUAGGAAAUGGAAACAGCAUCUCGGCAAUUAAUAUGCCAUGGGUGAAAGGGGAAAUUCCCCUAGUAAAAUCAGGCCAAACGCUGAGAAGUGAUUUGAAUUGGAAAGUAAGUGACUUCAUUUACAGGAAGUCCUUUUCUUGGAAAGUAGGAAAGGUAAGGGAGUGUUUUGAGUGGGAUUGGGCUAAAGCAAUUCUGUCAAUGGAAUUACCGAAGACAAGUGAGGAUGAUUUCCUAUAA